AUGGCUUCAGUAGGAGCAUCUGCAGUGCUGGGAGCGGAUGUGAGCGUGGACCCUGGUGCCUCCACGACUCCUUCCAUGGAACUGGCCUUUCUCCCGCCCACUGCUGGCCCCACACACCAGCCAACAUUGGAGCAGCACCUGUUGACCCUCACCACCCUGUCAUUCCCUCCUGACCAGCCCCAGGCGCUGUCAGCUUUGCCCAGGGCACCUCUGGUGGCAGGAGAUGCUGGUCAGGGCCCCAUUGGGACUGGGGCCUGUAACAUCAUAGACCAGGUCAGGUCAGAGGAGGGGCAACCACAGCCCCCUGAGACUCAGACCAUCGUCCUGCCUCAAGGCCCACUCAACAGCAGUGCUCCAGAUGCCAUCUGUGGGGGUGCUGUAUGUCCUGUACCCCUCUUCUUGGAGACCUCUGCAGUGGAGACCAUUAUUCCUGCAUUGGCUUUUGGAGGAAACCAGACCAGCCAGGGAGGCUGGUGUCCCGGCCUUCCUCCUCCAGCUCCACCAGCAGCUGCCCAGCUGGCUCCCAUCAUCCCCCCAGUGAAUGCUGGGCCAUGGCCGCAUAGGGCUUCCAGGGAGGGUGGCCUGGCCACCUCCCAGCCCAAGGACCCGCCGGAUGGUUCCUGUAACCCCAAGAUUCUUUACGAGGACUUCCGACGAUGGCAGCUCUUCAAAGCCCUGGCCCAGGGGCACCUUCCCCAGAGUCCUGAUGCGGAAGCUCUUUCCUGCUUUCUCCUGCCAGUGCUCCAGUCCCUGUCCCGCCUGAAGCCCACCAUGACGUUGGAGGAGGGAAUUGGGCAGGCCGUGCAGGAAUGGCAGAGCACAAGCAACUUUGACCGGAUGACCUACUACGACAUGGCAGCAAAGUUCAUGGAGUUUCAGGCGGAGGAGGACAUGCAGAUUAGGAAGUUGCAGUUGAUGAAGGGGGCACAGGUCCAGCCUCUUCCAGCCCCACCGAGACCUGAUCCUCAGGGUUUCCCUGCCUCAGUGGUGGGCCCGCAGCCAGUGAACACUCCCAGCACCCAGUGCGCUCACCCACUGCAGCGGCCAGGGGAGACCGAGUCACCCAAUGGCAUCCCCCCUGAGGCCGUGCAAGAGUACAUGGACACCAUGGACUAUUUGGAGGGGCUGGCGCACUCAGCCUCAGGGGAGCCAGGAGGAGAACGGAAAGAGCACACUAAGGAGUGGUAUGAGGAGGAAGGUUUCCUGAGCUACCUUGACGAGCUGUGCUCCCAGAACGACUUCGUCACCCAGUUGGAGGAAGUCAUUCACCCGCUAUUCACAGCACGAGCACUUUCCUCAGGAGCAGACAUGGAUCUCUCGGACCUGGCUGAGAAGAUGGAGCAGGAAGAAGGAGUCUCUCCUGCCCAGGACACAGAGAAUCUCCUCGGGGACGUGCCCACCAGCACUGCGGACACCUGGGCCAUCAGCAACGCUAGCAGAGACAGCCUGCUCAGCGGGGUGGCCACCCUGAGAAGGCAGCUGGAGCGCAAGCAUGCCUCCAAGCUGGAGAAGGGACAGCUGGUGGCCCUGGAACUGGAAGCCCCCAGCAGCUUUACCAGCAGAUGA
Molossus molossus (Pallas's mastiff bat) is the source of this 1566-nucleotide messenger RNA. Its product is annotated as NUT family member 2G-like. NCBI's taxonomy places the organism in Eukaryota, Metazoa, Chordata, Mammalia, Chiroptera, Molossidae. The record is from RefSeq and is a predicted model, not a curated record. The coding region runs from base 1 to 1566 and encodes 521 amino acids. The transcript has 7 exons.